AGAGAAAUAGUACGAGAACAUAACGCAAUUGACUCUAACGAUGAUCAACCGAACGUCUUCUGUCUGCGUCUGCAACAUGCGUUAGAGUACGCGCCGACGUUCCGCAUCAACGCUCGGAGACCGAAUCUCACCUCAAGAUAGUUACGACUCUGGCCCUGAGGAGUUACGAGAGAAUUCUUUGCAUGCAGCACGUAUAUGAACGCUGGAUGAAGCCUCUUUGAUGGUGCAAUUGUGAAGAUCUCAAGCAAAUUCAUUCUCAAUCUACAUCUGAACCCAUUGCCAUCGAUCCAACAUGGCCAACAAGCCGACCACCAGAGACCUCUAUCCCACCCCAAAGGUAGCCGCCGAGGUGACGGCCUACUCUGAGCGCAACUCGACCUCGCUGCCACAGUACCUUGUCGACUAUCAUGCCUGGGUCGAGCAAAACCAUCCACACGCGACGUACAUGGUCUCAAACCUGCAGGCGCAGAGCCUCGUCUUCUUCGCCAGGGCCUUUGGCGCCAAGCGGAUCCUCGAGAUUGGCUCGUAUGUCGGCUACUCUGCGCUCGUGUGGGCGCAUGCCGUCGGCCAGGACGGCAAGGUGACGGGCCUUGAGUUCUCGGAGGACUAUGCGAAGAUUGCGAGAGAGGCGUUUGAGAAGCAUGACGCGAAGAAUGUGGAACUCAUUGUGGGAGAUGCGCUCAAAACGCAACCUCAAGAGCCAUACGAUCUCAUCUUCAUCGACGCCCAGAAGUCAGGCUAUCCCGCCUACCUAAGGGACAUCCUCGCCGGCUCCCAGCCGGGCUCGCCCACGCGGCUCCUGCGCCCCGGCGGCAUCAUCAUCGCGGACAAUGUCCUCCGGCGGGGGCUGGUGGCCGACGGGAGCGAGGAGAAUCCCAACUGGCAGCUGCAGCGGCACGUCGUGACGGCGGAGGAGGAUCUCGUGGCGCUGCGGGAGUUUAACGCUGCGCUGGCGGGGGACGAGCGGUUGGAGGCGCUGCUGUUGCCAGUGUUUGAUGGGGUUGGGUUUGCGAGGCUGUUGAAUUGA
This is a messenger RNA of Trichoderma reesei QM6a, 1027 nucleotides long. RefSeq lists its product as uncharacterized. The transcript is spliced from 2 exons. Bases 293 to 1027 code for a protein of 244 amino acids. NCBI's taxonomy places the organism in Eukaryota, Fungi, Ascomycota, Sordariomycetes, Hypocreales, Hypocreaceae. Gene Ontology annotation, molecular function: O-methyltransferase activity; S-adenosylmethionine-dependent methyltransferase activity. The record is from RefSeq and is a predicted model, not a curated record.